ACCAAAACAGAGUGCUUCUCUGUUUCGCGUUUACUUCUUCUUCUUCUUCUUCUUCUUCUUCUGCUGUUUGGCAUCCAUUCCUCUUCUUUUCUACUUGCUCUUCUUCGUGUUUGGAUUGUGGAGGAGUGGAGAUGACGAAGAAGAAUGUGGUGGUGCCGGAGGCGGUGGCCAUAGCGGUGGCAGCGCCGCAUGGUUCAGCACCGCUUUUCCCUUACCCACCGCCAAGAGCCAGUGGAGGCGGAGCCGCUGGAGGCUUUGGCAUAGGCAGGAUGCUGCUGACACAACUGGAGCUUGGGGGAAGGAUCAACGCUUGGGUUGAGUCCAUGAAGGCAUCUUCUCCUACCCAUGCCAAGGCUGCGGCCACACUCGCCGCCUUUCCUUCCACUGAGAGCUCUAGUUCUUGGAUUGUGAAACAUCCUUCCGCCCUUGAGGUUUUUGAUGAAAUCAUUAGUCAAUCUAAGGGGAAACAGAUAGUGAUGUUCUUGGACUAUGAUGGGACUCUUUCCCCCAUCGUUGAUGAUCCUGACCGUGCUUUCAUGUCUGACGCUAUGAGAGCAGCAGUGAGGAACGUUGCUAGGUACUUCCCUACAGCGAUUGUGAGUGGACGGUGCCGUGACAAGGUGUAUGACUUUGUGAGAUUAGCUGAGUUAUACUAUGCCGGAAGCCAUGGCAUGGACAUCAAAGGUCCUGUCAAAGGACCACGCUAUACCAAAGCUAAGGCCAAAGCAGUUCUCUUUCAACCAGCUAGUGAGUUCCUCCCAAUGAUAGAUGAGAUUUAUAAAGCAUUGCUGGAGAAAACCAAAUCUAUACCUGGAGCCAAAGUGGAAAACAAUAAGUUUUGUGUCUCUGUUCACUACCGUUGUGUGGAGGAGCAGAAAUGGGUGCCAUUGGCUGAACAAGUGAAGGCAGUGAUCAAAGAGUACCCCAAGUUGCGGAUAACUCAAGGAAGAAAGGUGUUGGAAAUCCGCCCUACUAUUAAAUGGGACAAGGGGAAGGCCCUGGAGUUCUUGCUAGAGUCUCUAGGAUUUGCCAACUGCAACAACGUAUUGCCAGUCUAUAUAGGCGAUGAUCGCACAGAUGAAGAUGCAUUCAAGGUGUUAAGAGAAAGAGGACAAGGUUUUGGUAUUCUUGUCUCAAAGAUCCCAAAGGAGACAAAUGCCUCCUAUUCUCUCGAAGAGCCCUCUGAGGUGAUGGACUUUUUGCAUCGCCUUGUCGAUUGGAAGCGCGCCUCACUUAAAGCUCGGUCGAGGAGUGUAGGAAGUAUCCGAACCUCCAAUCCUUGAUAUCUGAUGAAGUUUGUGAGGGGGAAUGGAUCAUUAUAUGGCUAUCUAUUCUCUCUUGAUUAGGAAGGAAAUCCCACAAAGAUGGAGCCUUUUGUACUUUGCUCUAAUCUUUGUUUUUCUUCUACCCUUUUUUGGGGGUCCUCUCAUGAGCUUUGGAUGCUUUCAAAAACACUAGCUUCCUUGCUCCUUUAGAACUUGCUCACUCUUGUAAUUAAUCACCUUCUAUGUAAAAUCAAAAAAGAAGAAUAACAAUUUUUUGUUAUGUUUUUUUUCUAUCCAA
Messenger RNA from Dioscorea cayenensis subsp. rotundata (Guinea yam), 1563 nucleotides. RefSeq names its product probable trehalose-phosphate phosphatase 6. NCBI's taxonomy places the organism in Eukaryota, Viridiplantae, Streptophyta, Magnoliopsida, Dioscoreales, Dioscoreaceae. Gene Ontology annotation, biological process: trehalose biosynthetic process. The record is from RefSeq and is a predicted model, not a curated record. The transcript is spliced from 11 exons. Bases 132 to 1283 code for a protein of 383 amino acids. Gene Ontology annotation, molecular function: trehalose-phosphatase activity.